Molecule: messenger RNA, 3300 nt
Organism: Paramormyrops kingsleyae
Lineage: Eukaryota; Metazoa; Chordata; Actinopteri; Osteoglossiformes; Mormyridae
Product: calcium-activated potassium channel subunit beta-2-like
Biological process (GO): potassium ion transport; detection of calcium ion
Cellular component (GO): membrane; voltage-gated potassium channel complex
Molecular function (GO): potassium channel regulator activity; calcium-activated potassium channel activity
Source: RefSeq, a predicted model, not a curated record
UUCCGGAUCACCACAGCCUUGAAUGGACCGGCAAUUAAUGAAAGAAUGUGGGACGGUGGAGCUUGAGUGGAAGCGAAGAUUAGAUGCGGACCGCUUGUGCGAAUGCGGGCUAACAGCUGGGAAUUUCCAACUUGCCAAACGAGGUUUCUAACUCGGGAAGUUUUCUUGAUUAUUUUUUCACGUUUGUCGUCACUAGGGGCCGCGAUGCAGCUCUCUGCCCACGGAGUGCGACUGGCUCAAUGUGUACGUGGCUCUCGGCAGAAAAAAAAGGGGGAGAUAUGCAUCUAUCUGCCCUUGGCUUUCCUGUUACAUAAUCAACAGGCAUCCUCCAUUUAGGAAACACAGCGCCACAGACCCCAGACUUAUGGGGCGGCCGCUGACGGGUCCUCAGCGCCGCAGGGUGCUAAUUAGCAUUCCAACAAGUAGGUGGCGCCAUUUACUUCAGUCGAAAAUGAACUAGGAGGCAUUCAACACUCCUUCUUAGGUCGGGGCUGCCAGGAUUUACCUUUGCUUCAAGUUAGGAGCUGGAGCAGACCGUGGGUAAAUCCUCUGUCACAUCUUCACUAACACCUCUGUGGAGUUAAAGACGCUGCCGGUCGGUCCAGACCACUGUGAAGAGACCGCCUGACGGGGCAGACGGAGACAUGUUCCUGUUGACCGGGAACAAGGGACCUCAAAGCAAUGGAAGAAGGAAAAUCUACCAGAAAAUCCAUCAGUAUGAGCUGAAGGACAAGAGGAAGGCGGUGAGGGCAUAUAAGGCUGGAGAAGAUCGGGCCAUCCUGCUGGGCCUCACUAUGGUCAUCUGUGCGGCCAUGAUGUACUUCAUCCUCGGGGUCACGGUGGUGCGUCCAUACUUAGACAGCGUGUGGACAGAGGAGUCCAUUUGCACCGUUCUCAACUCCACAGUGAUAGCGGAGAUGAACUGCAGCUACAGCUGUGGGAUCGACUGCCGGGGGGUCGCCAGGUACCCCUGCCUGCAGGUGUUCGUCAGGAUCAACGCCUCUGGGAGGAUCGCCCGGCUGUCCCAGAGCGAGGAUUCACAAGAGCUGAGCUCACAGUGUUUUUACAUGCCAAAGUGCAACAGGGACCAGACAAUGGCACGGGUGGUGAUCAGGAAUAUCACAGAGCGCCUUAGGGUCCGUCAGCGCUUGCCCUGCUUUCACGACCCCAGCGAGCAACAGGAGAACGUCCUCCUUACGCGACAGCACGGAGACGCCGGCGCGCUGCAGUCACUCCUCUGGCCCUCCUGCGUGCUGACCAUAGGACUGAUCAUCGUGCUCAUGGUCAAGCUCACGCAGUACCUGUCUACGCUCUGCGACAAUAUCAGCAGGGACAAGAGGUGAGGGCGCCCUCUAGUGGCAUGGAGGAUCAUCGGGAUCGUCACUUCAAAGCUUUUAAAGGAAUCUCCGUGUGCUGCUUUAAUCUAUUACCUUCUCCUCCUGUGAAUGAGCAAUCAUCUGCAUGGAUGACCCAGGGGGUCUCACUCAGCGUCCAGCAGGGGGCAUCGAAUCACUAUGUCAGCCAAAUCCGAUCUUCACACAUAACAAGCACAAGUCCUGUUUGGAAGCUAAACAGAGAUAUGUGGGAUACAAUGAGUAUACUAUAGCCUACAGAACUUGUUGGACAGUCACGCAAAUCUAUCACAGUUGGGUCAAGAGGGUAAAUCGCUUUACCCGAAGAUCUAAGUGUCUGUUCGACAGUUUCUAACACCAUGUCUGUCUGGAGUAAGGAUCAGCUCUCACAGUUCCGGGAGAACAGCAUUUCACGCUGUGCUGUCAAACAUGUCAAAAAGAGCACAAAGCUUCAUUAAGCGUUUAGGAUGCUGAUGUGCGGUGGUGUCGAACGAGGACACUGACUGGGGAGACAUAAGGCUGGAAAUAGACGGGUGACAUUUGAUGACCCCUCACAGAUUAAUAAUCAUCAGAAAAUGUGUCUUUUCUGGACGCCGCGGUGCAGCUGGAACGGUGCUGAUGUUGUCUGUGGUGAUCUUCAGACGCCGGGGCGUUGGGACAUGGGUGGAAAGAAAAUGCUAUGAGAGCAGAAUAAGCUUUCGUAGCAGGAAGGCCAGAAGCACAAGCACGGCUUGUGAUGAUGAAGAGUGUUACGGUUUACAUUUUUGUCGCGGUCCGAUGAAAAACACGUAUGUCCAAAACUCUAAUAUUUCAGCAGCGUCAACAAAGGCAUGUUCUCAGAAAGUGCUUCACACAAUCAACGUAGAACAAAGUAAUAAGACAGCCGCCAGUGAAUGGUCUAAUGUUUUAAAUGUAUUACAUGGAUUACUGUCAUUAUGGCUAAAAUGUCAUCAAGAUGGAAACUACUCUUGCUUUAUAUUCAUAAUUAACAAUGACGUUAGUUAGCUAGCUAUCUAGCUGUCAGUGGUAAGUUGUUAAAAUCAGUGAUAUAAAGUAAUCCAUGUAAAUCAUCUUGGGUAUGAGGUGCCGGUUCGAAUGCAUUUUCGGCAAAAUCGUCACAUCUGUGGGCCCUUCAGCAAGGCCCUUAACCCCCAGCUCCAUGGGCAUCCCUACGGGUGGCUGCCCUUCGCUGUCAGGCUUGCUGUCACCUACACGUGUCUGUGUCACAGAGAGCAAGAUGGGACCAGUGAAAAGAGAAUUUCCACACAAGGAGUCAAUAAAGUCAUAUUAAUAUAUAACAAAUGUUAACUAGUACAAACAGAAAUACUAGUUAAAUAGAUGACUUCGUACAGCAUCAUCAUACUUCGUACAGACAAAACAUCUAUUUGUUGGUCAGUUUCGAUGUUAAAUGCUCAAAUCAGAGGAGAAUCAGCAUAUUCCAUUUAUAACGAAUAUGUCAAAAAGUGGACAUACGUGGUUUUCAUCAGAUAUCAACAUAGUGUCAAAAUAUAAGGAGGGACAGGUUGGUAGCUAUAUCACAUGUUGAUGACAUGAUUUAUUUGUCCCUGAGGGACAUUUUCUGUGGCAGUCUGGGCACAAAUACCAAAAGCCAAUCAGUCCUCUAAUUAGUAAUGUAAUUAGGGAGUUGCGGCGAAAACCCGCAUACACACCGGCCCUUUGCGGAUAAGACUGGCUAGCCCUGGUCUAAUGUAUUAGGAUGCUGGAGGAGGAAAUUUAAACAAUGAGUGUGUCAGGUGUCAACUAAAUUACUAAAAUGCCAUUGUAUCAUUUUAUCAAUUUUUUACUUUUUCUGUUACUUCAGCUGCUAAGUACAGCUGGUAGAAAAUGAAACCAGUGUGAGGCGUUUGCAUAGCAUGCUGUGAUUGUGCUCUCUCAAAGCGGUCAGCUAUUUUGUUACUGAAAUAAACAUUGGGGCUUAUAAAUCUAA